AUGAGCAUGGGCUGCCCAGAGCCUGAGCCGCCCCGCUCCCUGACCUGCUGUGGGCCAGGGGCUGCCCCUGGGCCUGGUGCCGGCGUGCCCCUUCUCACUGAAGACAUGCAGGCCCUGACUCUCCGCACACUGGCUGCCAGCGAUGUCACCAAGCACUACGAACUAGUCCGGGAGCUGGGCAAAGGCACCUACGGGAAGGUUGACCUGGUGGUCUACAAGGGCACAGGCACAAAAAUGGCACUGAAGUUUGUGAACAAGAGCAAAACCAAGCUGAAGAACUUCCUGCGGGAGGUGAGCAUCACCAACAGCCUCUCCUCCAGCCCCUUCAUCAUCAAGGUCUUUGACGUGGUCUUUGAGACAGAGGACUGCUACGUCUUUGCCCAGGAGUACGCACCUGCUGGGGACCUAUUUGACAUCAUCCCUCCCCAGGUGGGGCUCCCGGAGGACACGGUGAAACGAUGUGUGCAGCAGCUGGGCCUGGCCCUGGACUUCAUGCACGGGCGGCAGCUGGUGCACCGCGACAUCAAGCCCGAGAAUGUGCUGCUGUUCGACCGCGAGUGCCGCCGCGUGAAGCUGGCCGACUUCGGCAUG
Messenger RNA from Mandrillus leucophaeus (drill), 591 nucleotides. It is a transcript of the gene SBK1, whose product is annotated as SH3 domain binding kinase 1. Gene Ontology annotation, biological process: peptidyl-threonine phosphorylation; peptidyl-serine phosphorylation. The record is from RefSeq and is a predicted model, not a curated record. Gene Ontology annotation, molecular function: protein serine/threonine kinase activity; ATP binding. The transcript is spliced from 3 exons. The annotation marks the transcript as partial. NCBI's taxonomy places the organism in Eukaryota, Metazoa, Chordata, Mammalia, Primates, Cercopithecidae.